AUGCGGCACGCCACCCUGCGAUGUGGCCUCUGCGCCGCUCCAACAUUCCCCCGAAUCCUCUCAUCAGUGUCACCACUCCUACAAUUUGAUGGCCGGACAACACAUUCACCCAGACGCACCCUGCAUCAAUCUCUACCGCAAAGGCGAGCUCAUUCAAACACAAAGUUGACCCUCCUGGAGCAUCAUCACCUCAAAGGAGACCACGCAACCGGCCUAUCACCCUACGACCAAGCCGAAGACGCACAAGAGGAGCACCGCGCCAAAUUUUUGCAAUGGAAAGCAUCACCAGAGGCACAAAAGGCCGCAAGCCCAAGCCCACGCCUCAUAUCAUUUGAAGCUACACCAACCUUCACCCUCGGCCGUCGCCAGCAGGACCUGACACCAGAACAAACCACGCGUCUGCAGCGACCACUGGAAGUCGACCUCCUUCACCGGCGCAAUGCCGUCGCGCAAACUUUCUCCCCGCAGGUCAGAAAGACGAACCGCGGCGGCUUAACCACGUAUCACGGACCGGGACAAAUAGUUCUCUGGCCUAUACUGGACAUGCAUUCGCCUCUCUACCCCAGGUACGGGGUGGCCUCGUACGCGAGCCACCUGGAAACGACGACGCAGCGCCUACUAUCAGAGUUAUUUGGCAUCCAGACGUACACGUCUCGCGAUGAGCCGGGUGUAUGGGUCACGACGUCGAAUGGCCAGGAGCGCAAGAUUGCCGCGCUGGGUGUUCAUCACAGGCGGUAUGUGACGGCGUUGGGAAUCGCUGUGAAUAUUGACAUUCCCGUAACGGGAGGGGAGGAUGUGAAUCCGUGGGCGCGGUUUGUGCCAUGCGGGCUGGAUGGCAAGUUGGUUACUUCUGUGGCGGCGGAGGUGGGUGUAGAUUCGGCGAUUGGAUGGGAUCUAGAGGAUUUGGCUGGUCGAUGGGCGAGUUUGUUUGAGGAGGGAUUGGUGGAGGAGGGGAAGAGGAGUGGUUGGAAUGGCGAGGCUGGGAGGUGA
Messenger RNA from Pochonia chlamydosporia 170, 990 nucleotides. Its product is annotated as lipoyltransferase. NCBI's taxonomy places the organism in Eukaryota, Fungi, Ascomycota, Sordariomycetes, Hypocreales, Clavicipitaceae. Gene Ontology annotation, cellular component: mitochondrion. Gene Ontology annotation, molecular function: lipoyl(octanoyl) transferase activity. The transcript has a single exon. The record is from RefSeq and is a predicted model, not a curated record. Gene Ontology annotation, biological process: protein lipoylation. The coding region runs from base 1 to 990 and encodes 329 amino acids.